AUGCUGACCGCAUUUUUUGAGCUUAAUAAAGUGAACCGGGCUGCAAGAGAACAUCUGUACAAAGACAUCCCAAAACACAUCACGUGGAAUGCUGGGAAAAGCUUAUGGCAGCCUCGAUCCGGCCCGCCGACAAUGGGACAGGUAGUGUCAGCUAACCCAACAGAAGGUGAUCACUAUUACUUACAUCUUCUUUUAAUGCACUUUAAAGGACCUAAAAGCUUUGAUGAUCUUUACACGGUGAACGGUGAAAAGCACACAACUUUUAGAAAGGCAGCACUUGAGAGAGGCUUGAUUGAGAACGAUGAUAGUUUGUCACAAUGUCUUAUAGAGGCUUCCAUGUUUCAUUUUCCGCAUUCUUUGAGAAGACUUUUUGCGACUAUAUUGAUAUUUUGUAACCCAGGGGAUGUUAGGAGGUUAUGGGAUGAACAUCAUUAUUUUUCUUUCUGA
Messenger RNA from Erigeron canadensis, 447 nucleotides. RefSeq lists its product as uncharacterized. Bases 1 to 447 code for a protein of 148 amino acids. Lineage: Eukaryota; Viridiplantae; Streptophyta; Magnoliopsida; Asterales; Asteraceae. The record is from RefSeq and is a predicted model, not a curated record. The transcript has a single exon.